AUGUUUAUUUAUUAUUUAUUAACAAUAACUCUAGCAGCAUUGCCAAAUGCAAACUUAUCUAUUGGUCCAUUACUGCAGUCAUAUGCCGAUGAUGAAGAUUUAGAUCAAAUCGUUUAUGUUCAUGAAAAAGUACUUUAGAAUUUUGAUUAUGCAUCAUUCCCAUCCUUAUCUUGUUGUCCAAAUAACGUUACGAAAUUUCGAGUGAUGAAUUUAAACAAACAAGGAUCAAAUAUAUAACGAUUUAAUCUCCCCUUUUAUAUUGAGAAUCUUGGGGAGGAACCUUUGUCAAUUGAGUGGCUAAAUAUUACAGAGGAACUUUCAGAUUAGGAUAUUUAAGUUCAAGUCAAUUAUCAAAAAGAUUUUAAAAUUGCCUAAGGCUUUGAUAACUAUCUGGGAUUGAACAUAACACAUUUGUGUUGGAAAACACUAAAUAAUGACAGAUAUUGGAGCAUAAAACGAGUUACGCUGUAGUUUGAAGGAUUUGAUCCCGUGGUAUUUAAUUACCAAUUUUUAUGCGGCAAAGAUUAUUAUCCUGUAAGGUACUUAGUUUAUUUAGUUAGAUUUGAUUGGAGCAAUAUUAUCCUGAUUAUAUUUGAAAGUUUGAUGAUUUUAGUUCUUUCAAUGUUCGGAAAGAUUUACGCAUUUAAGGUUGUUUUCAUAACGAAGCAGUUGAGAAAUGAAUUACCUCAAGAGAAAUUAGAUAAGAUCGCUUAAGAGAGUUCUCCAUUUUAAGGGUUUUUGUUGGGAUGGCCACAGGCAUUAUUCUAUAUGAGUCUUUUAAUUGGAGCCUUGUUCAUCUCAUUGUAUUUGUAGGAGAAGGCUGAGUAACCAAUAUAAAUCAUAGUGUACAUUCUAUGUGUGUUCUGUGCAAUUCACUUUAUAGAUGAGUUGUUUUGUGCUUUUAGAAAAAGAGUUCCGUUUUUUGUUCAGACCAUUUAUUAUUUUAGAUAUUGUGAUAUUUUUGCUUUAUUAGUGGGUGUUGCUUUGUUUGCAGUAUACUUGGCUACGGAAUAAAUUUGGAUUGUAAAUAAAUUAUGUUAUGUAGUUAAGCAAUUUAAUUUCAAUUUGUAUUCUUGGCUCACUUAUCAAAUUAUUCAAGAUUACCUCUCUCAAAGAUUGCUUAUUGUUUUUCCUGCCUAUAAUGGCUAUGGAUUUAUUUUGUUCAAUCUAUAUGGCAAUGACCAUAAGAUAUGAAUGGGAUAGUUUGAUUCUAAGAUAUUUCAACACUCCCUUAUCUGCAUAGAUUCCAUACUUUAGAUACAUUUACAAAAAGAAAUGCGCAUGGGUUUCGAUAUUCAAUAUCCUAUUUCCAGGUUAAAAUCUCAUUCAUAUUAGGUUUCUUCCUUGCAUAUGUGCAUAGAUUUGAUAGAUUAAAAAAAACAUUUGUAUAUGAAAUAGUCAGUUUUUUUGGAUUAUUGAUAGGUUUAGUUCUUUGGGUUAUUGUUUAGUAUCUGAUAUCAUUUCCUCUGCCUACGUAAUCUAAUUAGAUAUAAUUAAUAGAUCAAUAUUUACAGAAGUCUUAAUGAUUUCAGCUUGCACACUAAUUGCAUUUAGAAGAAAUGAAUUGAAUCUAUUUUGGAGUGGUAAUUUUUAUGAUGAGAUCCUACUUGAUCCAUUUAAAAAUGAAAUGGAUAAAAAGUCAGUCAAAUUGAUAAGCUUUUUUAACAUUGGGGUCUCUUAGGACUUGAAAAAGAAGUAUGCACUCAAUUCUGGGACAGAGUAACCAGCAGCUGUUUAUGAACCUUUUGAAUUAGUAAAGGCAAAUUAGGAUGGUGAGUUGAAAUUAGAUUCCAUUCUAUUUGAAGGCUUGUAAUCAUUUUAAGAGAUAUAUACAACACACAACUAAACCUACGGAAAUAACAACACUUUGGUAGAGAAUCAAAAAUAAUAAUAAGAAAUUUAAACUGAUCUCAAAGAAAAGAAGGACACUGCUUUAGUUGACUCUAUAAUAUAGAAUAGUCAAGAGAAUCAACCUCUUAUCAAUAGAGAUAAGAAUGAUGCUAAGGUAGAGUAUCAAUAACAGGAUCAAUAGAACAAUAAUGAUCUCAAUCAAAAAGGUAAAAAUGAGGAGGCAACCAAAAUUAAUAAUGAAUCUAACACAUCUCCUGAUGUUCUAAAGCAGAAAUCUUUGGGAAAAAAGAUAGUAGUGUAUAUUGAGAGUAAAAAGCUUGAGGAAGUAAUUAUAGAAACUCCAAUUAUUUAAUCUAGGAAUAAUGAAAAAUAAUCUUAGAAUAAUGAACCAAACAAGAAAUAACAACAAUCUGACAUUUAAAUUGAAAUUAGUGAAUAAUAAAAGGUAGCUUAGGCAAAUCAAAAUAAAUAGAAUAAUCAAUAAGAUAAAGUGGAUAAAGCUGAGCAAAAAUAAAAUCAAUAAUAAUAAAAUAAUAAGGUUUUCACUUCACCUGCUCGAUAAAAGUAUUAGGUUGACCCUCCAAAAGCUAAGGAACCUUAAGUUGACCGCUUUAAAUAAAAGUAAUAACUAAGGCAAUAGAAUGACAAUUUUAAAAAAAACUUAGAGUUCUUCCAAAAUCAAGAAAAAGCAGGAAAUUUUAAGGCUCCUGUUAAAAAAUGA
This is a messenger RNA of Paramecium octaurelia, 2572 nucleotides long. Lineage: Eukaryota; Ciliophora; Oligohymenophorea; Peniculida; Parameciidae. The record is from the annotation of a GenBank genome assembly.